Molecule: messenger RNA, 651 nt
Organism: Cajanus cajan (pigeon pea)
Lineage: Eukaryota; Viridiplantae; Streptophyta; Magnoliopsida; Fabales; Fabaceae
Product: nuclear transcription factor Y subunit C-2
Biological process (GO): regulation of transcription by RNA polymerase II
Cellular component (GO): nucleus
Molecular function (GO): DNA-binding transcription factor activity, RNA polymerase II-specific; RNA polymerase II cis-regulatory region sequence-specific DNA binding; protein heterodimerization activity
Source: RefSeq, a predicted model, not a curated record
AUGACACUGAUGCCACAAGAAGUUAACUGAAUAGAAGUAAAGUAGAGGAAAUAUGAGACAAGCUGGUGCAUAUUCAGGGUUACUGUGUGGUGGGAUAUCAGGAAGGACAGGGCCUCACUCUCUGCCCUUGGCAAGGAUCAAGAAGAUCAUGAAGAAGUCUGGUGAAGAUGUUAAAAUGAUAUCAGGGGAGGCUCCCAUUAUUUUCUCCAAGGCUUGUGAGCUCUUCAUUCAGGAGCUUACUACAAGGUCCUGGAUCAUGGCUAUCCAAGGCAAAAGGAGAACUUUGCACAAAGAGGACUUGGCCUCCGCAGUUAUAGCCACUGACAUCUUUGACUUUUUGAUCACUUUGGUUUCCAAUUCUGAGAACAGCCAUGCAAUUGGUGCCACCACCAGUACUGUCAUGGAAGUGGAAAGUAUAGAUUACUCCCAAGUCUUGAGCAACCAUGAUGAGUCUAUUUUAAUGCAAACUAAGAACUUUUGAGAAUUUCAAAAAUAAAGAGUUUUUUUUUCAACAGAGAAGCUUUCAGAACCACUUUUAGCUUGUAUUAAAAAGACUCUAAGGUAACUACAAAAUUUGAGUUCUAUAUAUGUAAUUAUUGUAAUAUAAAUAUAUGUAAUAUAGCUAAAGUAAGAACUUUAUCUGUUGGUUAU